UUUUUGUUUGGGCGUUGAAUCCGAUAGCUCCUCGUCCUUCCUGGAUACACACGAAACAUACAAGUGACUCGCUUCUAGCCUUCCCCUUGAAUACUUCACCGGCCAAAAACUAUUGCGACCACUAUACUGUUGGGUUUUCAGGGCGUGCCUACGUUAUCUCUGACGCUCGUACAUUUCUGUCUCACGUGAGGCGUCGUCAAGCUCAGCAAAAAAAUCAGGUUUUGAUUGUUAACUGCACUGCAAAUUUAUAUCUGCGUGCGUGAACUGUAAAUGGUUUCCAAUACCGGUAUAACUAUGGUGUCACUAAAGACAGUACUAUAUGGACUACUGGUGGUAAUUGCCACGGAUUGCCAGAUAAUAAGUGUUCCUCUGACCAGAGGCAAGUCGCCAAGACAUCUGAUGCUUGAACUUGAUACUGACAUAGAUCAGCUGAUGAUGAUUAGAAAGCCAAAGCCAAAACCAAGAAGCAAUGAUUCAGUUGCACUAUUCAAGUAUCUUGAUAAUGAGUUUUAUGGAGAGAUUAGCAUAGGACAUCCUGCCCAAAAAUUUUCUGUUGUAUUUGAUACAGCCUGGUCUGACACUUGGGUACCUUCUAAAAAGUGUUCUUUCUUCAAUGUUCCCUGUCAAAUCCACUAUAAGUAUAAUUCAAAGAAAUCAUCAACUUAUAUACAAAAUGGAACAGUGUUUAAUAUUUCUCUUGGCAGUGAUCAGCUGUUAGGUUUCCUGUCAACUGAUGUGUUUCAUAUUGCUCACCUUACCAUAAAUCAGACAUUUGCUGAGAUUGUGAGUGUUCCAUAUUUGUUUAUCAUGGCAAAGGCUGAUGGCGUGGUUGGGUUUUCAUAUAGCUCAUUAAGUGCUGAUGGUGCAACUCCUGUGUUUUAUAAUUUGUUCAGGAAAGGACUCAUAGAAAAACCUGUUUUCUCCUUCUAUGUUAACAGAGACAUUACAACUUCUAGAGGUGGCAGUUUGUUUCUUGGUGGUUCUGACCCUAAGCAUUACAAUGGAAGCUUUACUUAUUUAUCUGUUUCACGCAAACUUUAUUGGCAGUUUCAUAUGGAUAGAGUGGAUUUGAUUGUUUCAGUUCAUAAAGCAUUGUCAUUCUGUGCAAAAGGUUGUGAAACAAUUAUUGACACUGGCACUUCCACAAUUGCUGGACCACCUAAAGAGAUACAAAAAAUCAAUGAAUUAAUAAUGGCAGACAGCAUGAUAUUUGGUCGGUACAAGGUGCCAUGUAACCAGGUCCAUAAAUUACCAGAAAUUAACUUCAUCCUGUCUGGGAAGAAUUUCACAAUGGAAGGAAGAGAUUAUGUGCAGCAGAUGACACAAUUUGGUAUAACAGUGUGCCUCUCUGCAUUUAUUGCUUACAGUGGUUCAAGUGGUUAUGAGUGGUCUCUUGGGGUGUCAUUUAUUGCUAAAUAUUACACUGAAUUUGAUAUGGUUAACAACCGUAUUGGGUUUGCAAAAUCAAAUGAGUGAUUUUAGCAGUACUGGCAAUAUUUUCAACAUAACUGAAUUGGUGUCAACACUUUUUACUGGUUAUAAGACAGCACUGUUUCCAUAUUUUGAAUGUAACUGGUUAUACUUUUUGACUAAUAUUUAGAAGGCUACAUUUAUAUUACAAUUUAAUUAGAACUUGUUAUACUUUUUAAUUAAAUUUGGUUUCAUUUCAAUGAUGGAACAUAUUGCAUUUAAUUAUUAUUUUGUGUGUGUUUAUUAUAUUUUUGUCAUAUUUUCCAAGGAGGAAACCAAAUUCGUGCAUCAAGAGAGAUAUGGAAACAUUAAACUGGAUCAAAGGGAUGUAGUUUUUAGUGACUGAAAUAUAUGCAGUGAUGUAAUUUGGGGUUGAAUAUUCAAAUCCUUUUAUUUUCAAUAAACAGCAGUUAUGGCUGUUGAAGACAGUAACAUUUCUUGUACUUAAUAUUUACUUAUUUUUUUAAAUAUUGUGGAGAAUAAAUGGACAAAUAUCAGAGGCA
Zootermopsis nevadensis is the source of this 1973-nucleotide messenger RNA. Its product is annotated as lysosomal aspartic protease. Gene Ontology annotation, cellular component: lysosome. The record is from RefSeq and is a predicted model, not a curated record. Gene Ontology annotation, molecular function: aspartic-type endopeptidase activity. Lineage: Eukaryota; Metazoa; Arthropoda; Insecta; Blattodea; Termopsidae. Gene Ontology annotation, biological process: cell death; proteolysis.